Messenger RNA from Electrophorus electricus (electric eel), 920 nucleotides. RefSeq names its product ATP synthase peripheral stalk subunit OSCP (gene atp5po). Lineage: Eukaryota; Metazoa; Chordata; Actinopteri; Gymnotiformes; Gymnotidae. Gene Ontology annotation, biological process: proton motive force-driven ATP synthesis. The record is from RefSeq and is a predicted model, not a curated record. Gene Ontology annotation, molecular function: proton-transporting ATP synthase activity, rotational mechanism.
CCGCACUGAGUGGCAGGUUUAGCGUUCUUUUACACACUACCAAGAAAAGCUAAGAAAAGAGGAGACCACUUUCGCUCUAGUAAGAGCGCUUACGUAUUUGAUGCAAGACUUCCACGCAUGCGCAGUUUCUUUGACCUACACAGUCGCCGGAGAAAAUGGCAGCACUUGGUCUUGGGAUUCAGGUGCGUCAGUUCAGUACGUCGGUGGUCAGACCGGCAGCAAAGCUGGUUAAGCCACCCAUUCAGGUCUAUGGAGUAGAGGGACGUUAUGCCACUGCUCUGUUUUCUGCUGCCAGCAAGCAGAAAAAUCUGGAUAAGGUGGAGCAAGAGCUGGGCCGCGUGUCAACCUUGAUUAAAGACCCCAAGUUAUCAGGCAUUGUAAUGAAUCCCCAUGUCAAGCGCAGCAUCAAACUAAAGACUGUCAGUGAUGCGCUAAGCAAAGCUAAGGUCUCCCCCAUCACAGUCAACCUCAUCAAUGUGCUGGCUGAAAAUGGUCGGCUGACCUUGACCCCCGAUGUCAUCGCUGCCUUUGGCAAAAUGAUGAGCGCUCACAGGGGAGAGGUCACCUGCUCAGUCACCACUGCUCAGCCUCUGGAUGCGGCUGACCUUGCAGAGUUGAAGGUAGCACUAAGUGGGUUCUUGGCAAAGGGAGAGACCAUAAAGCUGGAGACCAAGUCUGAUCCCUCUAUACUUGGCGGUAUGAUCGUCAGUGUCGGUGAUAAGUACGUGGACAUGUCCACCAAGACAAAGGUCCAGAAGUUCACCAAGCUGAUCAGAGAGACAUAAGUCCUGUGGACUGACCAGACCCACUUAAGUAUGGAUUAACGGGGUGGUUGGACAUGAAACUACUCCAAUUCCACAUGAUUUGAAUUAUUCUGUCCUCUUGUGUUCAUAAUAAAUAAAGUGUAACAUUAAACAGUG